UGAUUGCAAAGAAACAAUAACUGUCACUUUUACGCCUACAAUUACUUUGUGCUCUACACCAACACCAAUCCCGAAAUGUUGUCAAUCAUCCGGUGGCCCAGGGUGGCAAAACAAAGCUCAUACAAUAGAUCCUGCAAACGUAAACACAGUUGAUAAUAUUGCUAGCUCGCAAGAUUGUUGCAAAGCCUGUUUUGAUGAUUCAGAGUGUCUUCAGUGGGCAUUCUUCUCCUUUCAAUGUAGCCAUCAUAAAAAUAAACCCAAUUUGCCCACUAUUUGUAAUAACACUGUGGUGGAUACUAGUAGUUUUUUUGAUUCCGGAAUUAUUCGUUGUAAUACUGAUACUGAUAUUUGUAUUUAA
Cetraspora pellucida is the source of this 358-nucleotide messenger RNA. The record is from the annotation of a GenBank genome assembly. Lineage: Eukaryota; Fungi; Glomeromycota; Glomeromycetes; Diversisporales; Gigasporaceae.